CAUGAAAUCCCAGAUUCACUGCUGAUUUAGGUGUCCUUGAAAUGGCGCAGCUGGAGAUUGACGUCCUCCAAGUCGAUAGUAAAGAUCGACUAUUGUGACACAACGAGAAGCGAGCAACAAUAAGGUACCAAACCUGAGGUGGUCAAGAUGCCCGACGCCCCUGCUAAACCAUCCGCCCUACGCCUCCUGAUACUCGCGCCAUCUUCUGAUCCAACAUCGGUACCUCCCUUCUCAAAUCUUCUACACGCCAUCACCGGCUCAAAGCCUUCGGACGAAGUCACUUCGUUUUCUGGGUACACAUCCCAUCCGCCACUCAGCCUACGAACGAAAUACUACAACGCCGAUGUGAGUAUCUGGUGCGACGAACUACCGUCCACCAGUGUCUCAUCAGCGGGCCGUGACAAGUCGACAUUGACCGACCUUGCCAAUCCAGACGGCAGCGAAGUCCCAUCUUCUACAAGCGAGAGCGAGACGCUUCUGGCAGCGCCGCCUACCAAGGGGUCCGCCGAAGAUGCCGGGAAUACCCACUCGACCCUAGAGGAAUGGCAAUCUCAAAUGCUCUCGCCCGCUGCCUGUGAGGUCCGCGCUGUGAUCGGCGGGAUCAUUCUCAUCUUACCUACAUCGCCACCAUCAUCAUCACACUCUGAUGCAUUCUCACAAUCACACAUGUCCCUCGUCGAAGCAGUCCAUUCUCUCCGUGAGGCCGCCGAGGACGAAAGCUACGGGCGGGAUAUCGCUUCGAUCGUGGUUCUGCAAUCGACAUCCCCCAGCAUCACCCCGGCCAAGCUGUCCCAGAUAACGGAGCAGCUCGAAGAGUCCUGCCUGUCAGACAAGGGCAUUCUAGGCUGGGAUUUCGUCGCAUGGAACGGCGAGCCUUCCACGGCUGAGAGCGCCGAUGAGCGUAAUGAAUAUGGCGAGAAGACGGGCAUCCGGCGAGUCGUUGAAGUCCUCGAGGGUGUCGACUGGUCCGCCACGCCGAAUCGGGGUGACGACGAGGAUGGAUUCGACUUCGACGAGCUUGAUAUUGAUGUGGACGUCGACGACCCCGAAGAUGGAGGCUUCUCUCCGAGGAACAUUCUACGCAAUGCCCGAUUAUCCGGCCUUGACUACGAGCUACAGCGCGAGAUGAUGGAGUUGAAAAUAUCACUCGGCGACGCCCAAGGCGCAGAACCUGAGACCGGCGAACAAGCCAGGACAGAUGUCAGGGAUGAAGACGUCCAAGUCGAGCAGCUCCAAGGCUUGAUGGAGCGAGUCGUGGCCAUCCGCGAAGCCGGCUCUGAAAUGCCGCGCACAGAGAGGGAGAAAUUUGCAAAAAGGGAAAUUGGCAGGAUCAUCCGAGAAAUGGGCUAG
Exophiala xenobiotica is the source of this 1350-nucleotide messenger RNA. RefSeq lists its product as uncharacterized. Gene Ontology annotation, biological process: vesicle-mediated transport. Lineage: Eukaryota; Fungi; Ascomycota; Eurotiomycetes; Chaetothyriales; Herpotrichiellaceae. The transcript has a single exon. The record is from RefSeq and is a predicted model, not a curated record. Gene Ontology annotation, molecular function: protein-macromolecule adaptor activity. The coding region runs from base 148 to 1350 and encodes 400 amino acids.